This is a messenger RNA of Cloeon dipterum, 2204 nucleotides long. It is a transcript of the gene Tbc1d15-17, whose product is annotated as TBC1 domain family member 15/17. NCBI's taxonomy places the organism in Eukaryota, Metazoa, Arthropoda, Insecta, Ephemeroptera, Baetidae. Bases 254 to 2107 code for a protein of 617 amino acids. The record is from RefSeq and is a predicted model, not a curated record. Gene Ontology annotation, molecular function: GTPase activator activity. Gene Ontology annotation, biological process: activation of GTPase activity. The transcript has 12 exons.
AACACUUAACGAAAACCAUAACAAGAAAGAGGUGGUACACCUCCAGGAAAACCUGUCCUCAUCUUUUAUCUUUUCAGUCAGCAACCUGAAUUCGACCUAAUCGUUCAGCGUCAGCACUUAACAAUUUGCACAGGAGAAGGAAGGAUUCCUCAAACUUUCACCUGGUCACCCCCGAGUGAGGGAGGCUUGGAGAAAUCAGCGCGGUGCCAUCGUAUUUUUAUCAGCUGGGCUCGAUAGCACUGAACUACAUACAAUGGACAAGGCGCCUGAUGAAGCAAAGGAGGUGUACAACCACCAUGGAGUGAUCAUCAGACGUCUGGACAGGUAUGGGGAACGCGAGGCUGCCGGUUCCUCCGCCAAUUUCAUCAGCUUUAUAUCUUCCGGAACCAUGCACAUUCUGGAACAUAACAAUGAUCGUUGGAUCCUGUGGGUGCCUGAGGAGAAAAGCCUACGGGUUGAAUCGGACCCAACUGAGUGGGAAGUUGUCAAUACAGAGAAACCUAAGCAUAGUCCAGGAAAUGAUGAGAAAUUGGAGUCAAAGAAAAUUUGGAUCAACUUAAACGACUUGAAAAGUCUACAGCUGAGGCGGAACUCAAACAAAAUGUUCUUCGACCUCAAAGACAACACCACCUUUGAUGUCGAUUUCCAGAACGGCGAUGCCUACAACUUUAUUUCUUCUUUCAAAAGCUAUGCUAUUUUGGAAAAGUCGCGUCGAUCCAGGCAAAAAUACUACGUCAAGGGUAGUGUGAACCGCGAACUGAGCAAAUCGUUUGCAGAGUUGGAUCUGUUUGGGGAGCAAGGCAAUUUGGUUGCUCGCUUCAUGAAAGACCUGCAUGACAGACCCUUUGAGACGACGCUAACCGCCUUUUCGAAAUUAACUGGUGCGGUGGCCUCUGGCCUGACCGGUUCUGCGCGGCCAGAGGGUGCGUCUAAUAUUAACCACGGCCUCUCGCACGGUGAGGAGUAUGAGGUGAUCGCAACCACCCCUCAGCAGCCCUCAUUGGGCAUGUCACCGAGACCUGAGGUCAUGAGAGGACCUCCUUUAUCGGUUGAGGAGUGGAUGAGGCAUGCAAAUGAUGACGGCACCAUCUCCAGAGUCGCAAGUCUUCUGCAGACCAUAUUCCGAGGGGGCAUUGAUCAUUCACUUCGAUACGACGUUUGGAAAUACUUGCUGAACUACCUACCCUUCAGAUUAAAUCACACUGAAGCAGCAGAACUGAGGAGGAUGAAAAUCAAAGAGUACCAAACCCUUUGCCAGCAAUGGCAGAGCAUCACUCCUGGUCAAGAGGAGCGCUUUUCGUUAUUCCGUGAUAGAAAAAGUCUGAUAAGCAAAGAUGUUAACCGGACAGACCGCACCUUUGAAUAUUUUGCUGGUGACCGGAAUCCACACCUUGACAGCUUAAACAACAUCCUCAUGAGCUACAUGAUGUACAAUUUCGACCUGGGUUACGUGCAGGGCAUGAGUGACCUUCUCAGUCCCAUUCUCAUGCUUAUGGACAACGAGCCUGACGCGUUUUGGUGCUUCGUAGGGUUCAUGGAUCGCACGAUGGGCAAUUUCAUGAUGGAGCAGACAAGUAUGAAGGAGCAGCUUCUGCAGCUGGCCUGUCUGCUGCAGAUUUUGGAUCCAGAGCUGGCCAACUACCUGAACGCCCACGAAUCUGGCAACCUGUUCUUCUGCUUCCGAUGGCUACUUGUUCUCUUCAAGAGGGAGUUCUCAAACGAGGACAUCAUGAUCAUCUGGGAGGUUUUCUGGACCGGCCUACCAUGCCCCAACUUCCACCUCCUUUUCUGCAUUGCGAUUCUUGAGACUGAGCGUGAACAAAUCAUGGCAAAUGAUAAUGGACUCUCCGACAUCCUUGCUCAUGUGAACAGUUUGUCGAUGAAUAUCGACCGGGACGCCAUGCUCUGCAAGGCGGAGGCCAUGUACCUGCAGCUGCAAGCUAACGCUGAGAAGCUGCCGAAAAUGGCGUGCCUGACCCUUGGGCUGGCCGUGUCGGUGGAUGCAAGCGCAGCCGAACAAGAGGAGCACUUCAAAGAUGCACACGUCACACCAAGCGACGAUGAAGACGACGCUUUCGAAAAAGCCAUUUCUUACUCUUUCCUCUAAGUCAGUUACUCGCUUGUUUUAGGAUCUAUUUUUAUGUAUCUGCACCUUACAUAUUUUAGAAGUGCUGUACACAAUAAACUUACUUCAUUAAUGUAAA